This is a messenger RNA of Vicia faba (fava bean), 516 nucleotides long. The record is from the annotation of a GenBank genome assembly. NCBI's taxonomy places the organism in Eukaryota, Viridiplantae, Streptophyta, Magnoliopsida, Fabales, Fabaceae.
AUGGAGAAGGUGGAUUGUAAAUUGAUGAUGAAUGUGUGUUGCGGUAUUGAACGGAACAAGGGCGGAGUGAAUCACGGAUUAGUGAUUGUGGAUGGUAAUAGUGAGGCGACGGGAAGAAGGCAGUGGUCUUGUUACGGUGAGAAUGGUUGGGAACGGUGGAAUGGGUUUGUGAUGAAAGGUGAACAGAGGCAGAGGGAAUUGGACAGGAUUGGAGGAAGUGGUGUUGCGCGUGACAGAGGCGAUGAUGAUGGAUACCGUGACGGAGAAGGGCAUUGUUAUAGUGAGUUACUGUUGGAAACCGCGGAAUGGAUGGAAGUUAGGGGCGUGGAGCAUGGGAAGUUGGAGAGAGGGAGUAUUGGUUUUGGUAACAGAAAUUGGGACGGACAGCAGGAAGCGGAAGGAGAUGUUUGGGUGAAGGUGUUUGUGGAUUUGGGGAUGGGUUUGGAGUGGAGUGAAGCGGUUGUGUGUUGUAGAGACGCCAUUGUUGGCGUGGGUAGAGGAAGAAGGGUGAGAUAA